This is a messenger RNA of Parascedosporium putredinis, 684 nucleotides long. The record is from the annotation of a GenBank genome assembly. NCBI's taxonomy places the organism in Eukaryota, Fungi, Ascomycota, Sordariomycetes, Microascales, Microascaceae.
AUGAGCGCCCCGGGCGUCGCGGGGCCCCUGGACCCCUUCGCCUUCCCCGCGAAUACCACUUCCCCCUUCUUCACCCGCCAAACCAACCUCACAACCCACCACGCCCAGCUCACCAAGUGGUCCUCCCUCGUCCUCGCCUUUUGCCGCCACCACCGCCUCCACCGCAUCUCCCUCUCCCAAUCCCAGAGCCAACCGCCCUCCUCCUCCUCCCUGUCAACGACGACGACGGCGACGACGACGACGGGCUCUGCGCAGCCCGCCCCCGAAGCCAUCCUGUUCCACAACCCCGCCAUCAACCGCCGCCUCUCCCUCGCCGAUAUCCGCGAGGUCCUCGAGUUUAUGCGCAAGGGCCGCGCGGACCCGUAUGUCUCCGCGUCCGGUUCCGGUGCCGGCUCCUCCUCUGGCGCCGCGGCUGCUGGCGACGCCACCCGCGACGUGUGGUGGGUCUUUUGGCGGACUCCCGAAGAGUGGGCUGCCCUCGUCGAGAAGUGGGUGGACGACACCGCGCAGAGGGGCACGGUCUUGACCGUGUACGAACUGACGGAGGGCGAGGCUUGUCGUGGCACGGAAUUCUACGGCCUCGACCGGGAGCUGAUGAUCAAGGCGCUUCAGAUCCUCGUCAAGAGGAACAAGGCCCAAAUCUUCGGCCAGGAGGACUCACAGGGUGUAAAGUUCUUUGCAUAA